Messenger RNA from Cinclus cinclus, 1241 nucleotides. RefSeq names its product mitochondrial ribosomal protein S9 (gene MRPS9). Gene Ontology annotation, biological process: translation. The record is from RefSeq and is a predicted model, not a curated record. Gene Ontology annotation, molecular function: structural constituent of ribosome; RNA binding. Bases 19 to 1137 code for a protein of 372 amino acids. The transcript is spliced from 11 exons. Gene Ontology annotation, cellular component: mitochondrial small ribosomal subunit; ribosome. Lineage: Eukaryota; Metazoa; Chordata; Aves; Passeriformes; Cinclidae.
GGGCGGAGCGCGGCGGUUAUGGCGGCGGCGGUGGGGCGCGUGCUGCGGCUGUGCCGCCGCUGGGGCGCGGGGCCGCGCGCGCAGACAUUAAGCCUGAUCUGUACCACUACAGCAAUGCAGAGAAAAAAUGUAGGAGCCUCAGGACCUGAAAAGUACACGGAAGCAUUUAUUAAAAAACAGAUUGAAGAGUUCAACCUAGGAAAGAGACAUUUAGCCAACAUGAUGGGAGAAGAUCCAGAAACUUUUACGCAAGAGGAUAUUGAUAGAGCUAUUGCCUAUCUCUUUCCUUCUGGUUUAUUUGACGAGCAAGCCAGACCUGUGAUGAAGCAUCCAAAUGAAGUUUUUCCAGAGCAGAGAAAAAUCCAGUGGGGAGAAGAUGGCCGACCGUUUCACUUCCUCUUUUAUACUGGCAAGCAGUCAUAUUAUUCAUUAAUGCAUGAAAUAUAUGAAAAAUUGCUGAAUGUUCAGAAACAUCAAGACCAACUGACAGCUCAAGACCUUCCUCUUCAGAAGGAAAAAAGAAACCUGGCUGGCAACAGAUGGCUGACUAAGAUUGAAUUGGAAGAAAUGUUGUUAGAAAAAGUGUCAGAUGAUGAUUAUUCAAGAUUUAUUCAACUCUUAAAAAAAUUGGCAGCAUUGCCAUGUGCUGACAUCGAGGAGAAGUAUAUACAGAAGUUUUCCAAAGAAGUUCCAGCACAGUUGCAGAAGGUGGUUAUUGAGCCCUUGCAGUAUGACGAGCGAGGAGUGGCCUUCAGCACCGGGGAAGGUAAAAGAAAAACUGCACGAGCUACUGCAGUAGUUUAUGACAAUGGGACUGGAAAAAUUACAGUGAAUGGAAUAAACAUUUUACAUUACUUCCCAGUGCUGCAGGACAGGGAACAGUUGUUGUUCCCUUUCCAGUUUCUUGGAAGAAUUGGAAAACAUGAUAUGGUUUGCACAGUCUCUGGUGGAGGAAGAUCUGCACAGGCCGGGGCAAUACGUUUAGCCACUGCAAAAGCCUUAAGGAGUUUUGUGACAGAAAAGGAGGUGGAAUUCAUGAGGCAAGCUGGGUUACUAACGGUUGACCCACGUGCGAAGGAACGAAAAAAGCCUGGUCAAGAGGGACCGAGACGGAAAUUCACCUGGAAAAAGCGAUAAAUCUUGAGUAUUUAAAGAGUGACAAAGUGCUACCAUAGUUUCAAAACAUGCUGAUUUAUGAUUUUAAACUGUUGUAUGAAUAUAUUUAGUAAUAAAGACUUUUU